AAUUGAUCGAGCUUUAAAAGCCUAUUGCAUAUCCAUGGAAGAAAAAUGCAACAGAGAACCUGUGCCUCCUAUCCCGGAACUGCCUUCCACUAUGAACAGUGAGCUAAAACAACAGAGGGCAAACUAUCUCUUUAUGAAGAAGUGUGUGCAAGGUAAUCCCAUCGUUCCCAUUCAGCGCCAGUGGCUGAUGUCCAUGCUCUCAUUGGUGCCACAGUCACUUAUGGAAGGCAAAGGCAGAAAGCUGUUAGCUGAAAAGCUUCUAGAGGAGGUAAUGAAGGAAUAUGAAAAAAGCAUGAGAAGAUAUAUGGUGCGAAGUGUUCUUAUUAAACCAGACAUAAAAGGACUUGAAGAUGAAGAGGAGGCACCUUUGCCUUCAUCACCUGUAGGCCUGGAUUUUUCUAGUCCAUGGCGUAACAGUUUUAUCCAAGCAAAGAGUAAAAUCCUUUCCAAGUUGCACAUUCUCCACCCCACAAUGAAAUCGGUACUGGAUUUUGGUUAUGCAGCAUUCUUUAACUUUCUUAUAGUGGAUUUCUCAAGCUUCAGACUGAAAGAGCCAAUUGACUGUGAAUCUUUAAAGACUGAUGUCUCUUUAAGCUGUUCUAAAGUGGAAGAGAAAAUACUGAUCACAUGGUAUCAAAGAGUAAUCAAUCUCUUUACUCAGAAGGAGGCACUGAGUGGUGUAAAGUUGGAUCAGCUUGACUGUUUUUAUAACUGUGUGGCUGUUCUUAUGUCUAAUCAGGUGAAAGACUUAUUGACAAGAACGGUUGAAGCUUUUGUGAAACUUUUUGAUCCUGAGGACAGAAAUUGCCCACCUUUGUUUAAGAUGGAAUUGACUCUUGAUGACCAGAAAAUAGAGUUUUAUCCAAGCUUCCAAGACCUAGAAGAAGCAAUUCUGUUUAUAGUAAAUCGCAUAGGACAGACUCUCCAGAACAUCCAAACAGUACGUUCUUGGCUAAUGGGAGACACUACAACUCUGGACGCUGAGCUUCCUAAUCAUGUUUUAGAAUGGGCCACAUCUACACUGAAAAAACGUAUCAGAGACAACUUAGAGGGUCCAAAGAAAUAUUUUGAAAAAUAUGUUGAGAAGUAUGGCUGGCUUGUAGAUGGAACUGCACAGGCACGAGUAGACAGAUUUGAAGCAGAAGAACACAGUUUUGAGGACUAUACUGCUUUAAUAGAUGAAUUCUUUACCCACAAGAAGGAAAUCUUGAGUUUACCUGAGGUGGCUCAUUUCCCUAUGGUCUAUUUGAAUUCUGAGGAUUUAAAGCAAGGUUUGGCAAGUAACGCAGACGCCUUUGCAAAAGUGCUAAUGGAUAGAAUAGUUGCAAAUUACAGAGAGGAAAAUGAAAAGAUAUGCAGGGAAUUUGAAGCCAUUAAGGAACGUGCAUUAAAAGUUCCUGAGACAACAGAAGAAAUGGUGGCAACAGUAGCUUACAUAAAGAAUGUCAAAGCCAAAGAUACUAAGGACCUCUUGUUAAGGAUCAAGAAGUGCUCUCAGCAGUUGGAUUACUUCUUAGAUGUUUUUUUAUUUGCUCCUGAAGACAUUGCACUGAAUGCAACAGUUCAAUUAUGGCCAAAGAGGAUUGACCCUAUUUUUGAUGAGCAUGAUGAUCUGAUUGAAAAGUCUAAACGUAAAGGAGAGGAAGAACUAAUGCAGAAACAUGAGAAACUAGCGAUGGAAUUAGAAAAGCUGACGCAUUCUGUGGCAGAGUUUGAAGAGUAUUCAGAACUGCAUCGCAUGCAACAGUAUGUGGCUGAUGUGAGGAUGUUACAGAAACGCAUACAGGAGGCUGAUGAUACAAUAGCUAUAAUUAAUAAAGAAGAGACUCUGCUCGAAUGGAAAAUGAGUGAAUUUCCAGCCCUCAAAAUUUUAAAAACUGAGAUUGAACCAUAUCAGAAACUCUUUCAUCUUAUACUGAAAUGGCAACGAACAGAAAAAAGAUGGAUGGAUGGUACCUUUAUGGAACUAAAUGGGGAAAGCAUGGAGUCUGAGGCUGAUGACUUUUUUAGAGAGAUAUACAAAAUGUCAAGAUUCUUCCAACAAAAGCAGAAGAAAAUGCAACAAGAGAAGGAUAAGACAUCACAGCGCAAACCUGUAGAAGAAAAGAGAGGAGAAACAAAAGCAAAUCCAGCUAUUGCAAUGUGUACUUCUGUUCUGGAGCAAAUUAAAGAUUUUAAGGAAAACAUUCCCACUGUGACUAUCUUUUGUAAUCCCGGCAUGAAAGUUCGUCAUUGGCAGCAGAUGUCAAAUAUAGUAGGAUAUGAUUUAACACCAGACUCUGGAACUACCCUGAGAAAAGUUUUAAAGCAGAAUCUAGAACCUUAUUUGGAAACGUUUUCAACUAUAAGUGUAGCUGCAACCAAGGAAUUUUCCUUAGAGAAAGCAAUGCAUGCCAUGAUGGAAACCUGGGACUCGAUUUACUUCAGUACAAAUCUGUAUCGUGAUACUGGUGUUCAUAUUCUGUCUGCGGUGGAUGAGAUUCAAGCUAUUCUUGACGAUCAGAUUAUGAAAACUCAGACAAUGAGAGGAUCACCUUUCAUCAAAGCAUUUGACACAGAAAUCAGGGAAUGGGAAAGUCGCCUAAUUCAAAUUCAGGACAUUACUGAUGAAUGGCUGAAAGUUCAAGCACAGUGGCUGUAUUUGGAGCCCAUUUUUUCUUCUGAGGAUAUUAUGCAACAGAUGCCAGAAGAGGGUCGUCUCUUUCAGACUGUGGAUAGACACUGGAAAGAUAUUAUGAAGCAUUGUGCCAAAGACCCAAAGGUUCUCGUUGUUACUUCUUUGGUUGGAUUAUUGGAGAAGCUUCAGAACUCUAAUGAGCUUAUGGACAAAAUCAUGAAAGGGCUUAAUGCUUAUCUUGAGAAAAAACGUCUUUUCUUUCCCCGCUUCUUUUUCUUGUCUAAUGACGAAAUGUUGGAGAUCCUGUCGGAGACUAAGGAUCCUCUCAGAGUUCAGCCUCACUUGAAGAAGUGUUUUGAAGGCAUUGCUAAACUAGAUUUCCUUCCCAAUUUGGAUAUUAAAGCAAUGUAUAGUUCUGAAGGCGAGCGCGUGGAACUGAUUUCAAAUAUUUCUACUUCUGAAGCUCGAGGUGCAGUGGAGAAGUGGUUAAUUCAAGUAGAAGAUGUUAUGCUGAAGACUAUACAUGAUGUUAUUGCUAGAUCAAGAAUGGCAUAUAUAGAGACUGAGAGAAAAAGAUGGGUUCUGGAAUGGCCUGGACAAGUAGUAUUGUGUGUGUCUCAAAUGUUCUGGACAAGUGAGGUACAUGAAGUUCUUUGCAAUGGACCAGAGGGUUUAAAGGAUUAUUAUGACACACUUCAGCUUCAGCUUAAUGAUAUUGUAGAGCUGGUAAGAGGCAAAUUGUCAAAGCAAACAAGGACUACCCUGGGUGCCUUGGUUACUAUUGAUGUUCAUGCUAGAGAUGUCGUCGGGGAUAUGAUUGAAAGUGGCGUGACAUGUGAAACAGACUUCCAGUGGCUUGCACAACUAAGAUAUUAUUGGCAAUGUGAGAAUGCUCGUGUCUGCAUCAUUAAUUGCAAUGUCAAAUAUGCCUAUGAAUACCUCGGAAACUCACCACGCCUUGUCAUCACUCCUCUUACAGACAGGUGUUACCGCACCUUGAUUGGAGCCUUUUAUUUAAACCUUGGUGGUGCCCCAGAGGGUCCAGCCGGGACAGGCAAAACAGAGACUACCAAGGAUUUGGCUAAGGCUCUUGCUGUUCAAUGUGUUGUUUUCAACUGCUCUGAUGGCCUCGACUACCUGGCAAUGGGAAAGUUUUUCAAGGGUUUGGCUUCAUCAGGUGCAUGGGCAUGUUUUGAUGAAUUCAAUCGCAUUGAACUGGAAGUACUGUCUGUCGUAGCACAGCAGAUCCUGUGCAUCCAGAGAGCUAUACAGAUGAAGCUAGAAACAUUUAUUUUUGAAGGAACAGAACUGAAACUUAAUCCCAACUGUUUUGUAGCUAUUACUAUGAAUCCAGGCUAUGCAGGACGUUCUGAACUUCCAGAUAAUCUGAAGGUUCUUUUCCGAACAGUUGCCAUGAUGGUUCCGAACUAUGCUCUGAUAGCAGAAAUUUCACUCUAUUCAUAUGGAUUUUUUAAUGCUAAGUCACUGUCAGUGAAGAUAGUCAUGACCUACAGGCUUUGUUCAGAACAGCUUUCCUCUCAGUAUCACUAUGACUAUGGUAUGCGAGCAGUUAAAGCUGUGUUGGUGGCUGCUGGGAAUCUAAAACUCAAAUUUCCCACAGAAGAUGAAGAUAUACUGCUUCUGAGAUCAAUUAAGGAUGUGAAUGAGCCCAAGUUUUUGUCACAUGAUAUACCUCUGUUCAUGGGUAUAACUAGUGAUUUGUUUCCUGGAAUUGAGCUUCCUGAAGCAGACUAUGCUGAUUUUCUGGAAUGUGCCAACGAAUGUUGCAUUCGACAUAAUGCCCAACCUGUAAAAACUUUUUUAGAGAAAAUGAUACAGACAUAUGAAAUGAUGAUUGUUCGACAUGGCUUUAUGCUGGUAGGGGAACCUUUUUCUGGGAAGACCAAAAUUCUCCAUGUGUUGGCAGAUACACUGUCUCUUAUGAAAGAGCGUGGUUAUGGUGAAGAAGAAAAAGUAAUUUUUAGAACCGUGAAUCCAAAGUCAAUCACUAUGGGUCAGCUUUUUGGACAGUUUGAUUUGGUAUCCCAUGAGUGGACAGAUGGUAUAGUUGCUAACACUUUCCGAGAAUUUGCAUUAUCUGAGACUCCUGAACGCAAAUGGGUUAUCUUUGAUGGCCCAAUUGAUACUCUGUGGAUAGAAAGCAUGAACACAGUUUUGGAUGACAACAAAAAGCUUUGUUUGAUGAGUGGGGAAAUCAUUCAAAUGUCCCUUCAGAUGAGUCUUAUUUUUGAAACAAUGGAUCUUUCCCAGGCAUCACCUGCUACAGUCAGUCGUUGUGGCAUGAUUUAUUUGGAACCUUCUCAACUAGGCUGGAAGCCACUUGUUACAUCUUGGUUGAAUAAGCUGCCUGAACCUCUUAACUUAAAGGAACACCAAGAUCUUCUGCAGGGACUUUUUGAUUGGUUAAUACCACCAGCAUUAAGACUCCGUCAGAAACAGUGCAAGGAGCUGGUACCUACAAGCAGUAUCAAUGCUGUAGUAGCUCUUACACAGCUUUUAGAAAUGCUGAUUUGUAAAACUGUGCAAGACGAUCCCACCAACAGAAACAUCCGUACAUGGAUUAUGGGUUGCUUUGCUUUUGCCACAGUCUGGUCCAUUGGUGGAACUUGUGAUGGUGACAGCAGGAUAAUUUUUGAUAAUUUCUUGAGGGAAACUUUGGCUGGGAAAUCUGAAACAAAUCCUGUACCAGAGAGUGUGGGAAAAUGGGAGUGUUUCUUUGAAGAGAAAGGCUUGGUCUAUGACUACAUGUAUGAGUUGAAAGGCAGAGGAUCUUGGGUUCAUUGGAAUACUCUUAUUAAAAAUGCUAAUUUUGAUGAUAAAAAUGUGAAGAUUCAAGAUGUUAUAAUCCCAACUAUGGAUACAGUCCGAUACACCUUUUUGUUAGAGCUCUUCAUUGCCUAUGGAAAACCAUUGCUUUUAGUGGGACCAACAGGUACUGGGAAAUCUGUGUAUGUCAAGGACAAGUUAAUGCACAACUUGGAAAAGGAGCGCUACUUUCCCUUCUUCAUAAAUUUUUCAGCUCGAACCAGUGCCAAUCAGACCCAGAACAUUAUUAUGGCGAGGCUGGACAAGAGACGCAAAGGAGUCUUUGGCCCUCCAUUGGGAAAAAAGUGCAUUAUUUUUGUAGAUGAUAUGAAUAUGCCUGCUUUGGAGAAGUAUGGUGCACAACCUCCUAUAGAACUUUUAAGACAGUUCUUUGACCAUGGAUUUUGGUAUGAUUUAAAGGAUACAUCUAAACUUACACUUGUGGACAUACAGCUUCUUGCUGCUAUGGGGCCUCCAGGUGGUGGGAGGAAUCCUGUGACUCCUCGAUUUUUGCGACACUUCAAUGUCUGUGCUAUUAAUUCCUUUAGCGAUGAAACAAUGAUCCGCAUCUUCUCCACUGCAGUGGCCUUCUACCUGCGCAGCAAUGAGUUUCCUUCCGAGUACUUCUCAAUUGGAAAUCAAAUUGUCACUGCCACUUUAGAGGUGUAUAAGAAAGCCAUCAAAAAUCUUUUGCCCACACCAGCCAAAUCUCAUUAUACAUUCAACCUGCGUGACUUUGCACGUGUUAUCCAUGGCUGCUUGCUCGUUAAGAGAACAUCAGUUGGAAACAAACAUGUAAUGAUUCGGCUGUUUGUCCAUGAGGUAUUUCGUGUCUUCUAUGACCGUCUAGUGGAAGACAAUGACAGAGCCUGGUUGUUCAAUUUAAUGAAAGGUGUUGUGAAAGAACAUUUCAAAGAAGCAUUUGAUUCAGUUUUUGAACACCUGACACAAGGAAACACACCUGUAACAGAAGAAAACAUGAGAAGUUUGUUUUUUGGUGACUACAUGAUUCCAGAACUUGAGGGAGAUGAAAGACUUUAUGUUGAAAUUCCAAAUGUUCAGCAGUUUGGUGAUGUUGUGGAGCAAUGUCUGGAUGAAUAUAACCAAACCCACAAAUCAAGAAUGAAUCUUGUUGUUUUCAGGUACAUGUUGGAACACUUGUCUCGUAUAAGCCGCAUUCUGAAGCAGUCAGGGGGUAAUGCUUUGUUGAUUGGAAUGGGAGGAAGUGGACGUCAGUCUUUGACUCGUCUAGCAGGAUUCAUGUCAAAAAUGUGUGUUUUUCAACCUGAGAUUUCUAAGACCUAUGGUACAAAUGAGUGGAGAGAAGAUCUGAAAAAUCUUCUGAGGAAUGCAGGUGUAAAAGGCUUGAAAACCGUAUUUAUACUCACAGAUGCACAAAUUAAAGAAGAAAGCUUUUUAGAAGAUAUUGACAGUGUCCUCAAUACUGGGGAGGUACCCAAUAUUUUUGCAGCAGAUGAAAAACAAGAGGUUGUAGAGGGUGUUCGUGCAAGAGUCCAGGCUGGCAGUAAACAGGAGGAACUCAGUCCCUUAGCCUUGUUUGCACUUUUUGUGAACUUCUGCAAAGAAAAUCUCCACAUUGUGGUAGCAUUUAGCCCAAUUGGAGAUGCUUUCCGCAACCGUCUGAGACAGUUUCCAUCACUCAUCAACUGCUGUACUAUUGAUUGGUUCCAGCCAUGGCCUGAAGAUGCCCUUGAACGUGUGGCUAAUAAAUUCUUAGAAACAAUUCAGUUCACAGAUAGUGAACGUCAGGAAAUUGUACCCAUCUGUAAAUACUUUCAUACUUCAGUUUUGUCACUCUCUGCAAGGUUUUUGCAAAGUCUGGGACGCCAUAAUUAUGUUACUCCUACUUCUUAUCUUGAGCUUAUUGCUGUGUUUCGGAAGCUUCUUACUCAGAAACGAGACGCUGUAAUGAAAGCCAAAAAGAAGUACAUAAAUGGACUAGAUAAGCUAGCUUUUGCUGAAUCACAGGUUGGUGAGAUGAAACAAGAACUAGUUCAGCUGCAGCCCAAACUGGAAGAGGCUAAAGUGGAUAAUGCAAAAAUGAUGAAGACUAUAGAAGUAGAAUCUGCACAAGUAGAACAAAAAAGAAAAAUUGUAAAAGUAGAUGAAGAAAUUGCUACAGCAAAAGCUGAAGAAGCUCAGGCAUUGAAAAAUGAAUGUGAGAGUGACCUGGCAGAGGCAAUCCCAGCCCUGGAGGCCGCACUUGAAGCUCUUAAUACUUUGAAGCCUUCUGAUAUAUCAAUUGUCAAAUCAAUGAAAAAUCCUCCGUCUGGUGUCAAACUUGUCAUGGCUGCUGUCUGUGUCAUGAAAGACAUAAAACCUCACAGAAUUCCAGAUCCUUCAGGAACAGGAGGCAAGAUUCUGGAUUACUGGACUCCAAGCAAGAAACUGCUUGGUGACAUAAAUUUCUUAAAGGAUUUGAAAGAGUAUGACAAGGACAAUAUUCCAGCAGCUAUCAUGCAGAAGAUUCGGACUGAAUACUUGACUAAUCCUGAGUUUGAUCCACAAAAGGUGGCUAAAGCUUCCUCAGCAGCAGAGGGUUUAUGCAAAUGGAUUACAGCGAUGGAGGUGUAUGACAGGGUGGCAAAGGUGGUUGCACCCAAGAAGGCUCGUCUAAAAGAGGCACAGCAGUCCUUAGGAGAGACCCUGGCACUCUUGAAUCAGAAGAGAGAAGAACUUGCAGAAGUUGAAAGUGAUUUGGCUGCUUUGGAACAAAACUUCUCUGAGAAAACUGAAGAAAAGGCUCGUUUAGAAUUCCAGGUUGAUCUGUGUGCUAAAAAACUAGAACGAGCAGAGAAGUUGAUUGGAGGCCUUGGUGGAGAGAAAUCAAGAUGGAAUAAUGCUGCAAAUGAUCUCCAAGAUGUAUAUGAUAAUUUAACAGGAGAUGUUCUGAUAUCAGCUGGUGUGAUAGCAUAUCUGGGAGCUUUUACUGCUGGAUUUCGACAGGACUGUACCAGAGAUUGGAGCAAACUGUGCAAG
Messenger RNA from Nestor notabilis (Kea), 8443 nucleotides. RefSeq names its product dynein heavy chain 12, axonemal-like. Gene Ontology annotation, biological process: microtubule-based movement. The transcript has 52 exons. NCBI's taxonomy places the organism in Eukaryota, Metazoa, Chordata, Aves, Psittaciformes, Psittacidae. Gene Ontology annotation, cellular component: dynein complex. Gene Ontology annotation, molecular function: dynein light intermediate chain binding; minus-end-directed microtubule motor activity; ATP hydrolysis activity. The annotation marks the transcript as partial. The record is from RefSeq and is a predicted model, not a curated record.